Molecule: messenger RNA, 789 nt
Organism: Plasmodium vinckei vinckei
Lineage: Eukaryota; Apicomplexa; Aconoidasida; Haemosporida; Plasmodiidae
Product: tetratricopeptide repeat protein, putative
Exons: 1
Coding region: 1-789 (262 amino acids)
Molecular function (GO): protein binding
Source: RefSeq, a predicted model, not a curated record
AUGCUUAGGUUGCGACGCUUUAAUAAAUUAUGGACAAGAUUUAUUUUUUUGAAUGUUCGUAAUUUUUGUGAGAAUAAAAAGAUUCAUUACAAUGGGCCAAAGGAUACAUAUAUAAAUUCAGGGCUUGAAUUAAAAAAUGAAGAUACAGAAAAGUUAAUAAGUUUAAUGAAAGAGAGUUUAAAAUUAAAACUUUUGACAUGUACAUAUUAUUCCGAAGAAAUAGGGAAACAUUAUUUAGAACUAGCAAUAUUAGAACAUAAAAAUUUAUUAUUGAAUGAUUCGAAAAAUCAUUAUUUAAAAAGUUAUGAAAUAUAUAAAAAAAUACAUAGUGAAAAUAGUAUAAUGUGUGCAAAUAUACAAACAUAUAUAGGUGUUAUUUAUAAAGAUUUAGGUGAUUUAAAAGCAUCAGAAGAAUUUUUACAACUUUCAUUAGCAAAUAAAAAAUUAAUAUGUAGUGACAAAAAUUAUUUAAUUGUGGAUACACUUAAUAAUCUUGGAUCUUUAUAUCAACAUAAAAAAAAUUAUACAACAUCAAUUGAAUAUUUUGAAGAAUGUAUAAGAAUAUUAUUAUCAUCAUCGAUCAAUUUACAUAAAAAUGAACAAAUAGCUUUAUGCUAUUAUAAUUUAUCAUUUUCUUACAUAGGAAUAAAUGAUAUUAAUUCUGCAAUAACAUGUUUAAUACGUUCAUAUCAAAUGGCUCAAAAUGCUUUUGGUCCUGAUCAUAUGCUAACAGUUCGAAUAAAAACAUUAUGGAAGCGAUUGGAAAAUGAGACAGUAGAAGAGAAAUGA